This is a messenger RNA of Trichoplusia ni (cabbage looper), 641 nucleotides long. RefSeq lists its product as uncharacterized. The record is from RefSeq and is a predicted model, not a curated record. The coding region runs from base 228 to 641 and encodes 137 amino acids. The transcript has 3 exons. NCBI's taxonomy places the organism in Eukaryota, Metazoa, Arthropoda, Insecta, Lepidoptera, Noctuidae. Gene Ontology annotation, biological process: regulation of transcription by RNA polymerase II. Gene Ontology annotation, cellular component: transcription regulator complex; nucleus.
GUGAUUUUUAUUACGUGUGUCUUUUAAAUGGCUCAGUUGAAUUAGUUCACCUAAACUUAUGAUAAGACAUGAACUAAAAAAAUACGUUUUUAACAAUGGCAGUACACUCACUUCAGUCACUGUCAAACUGAGAUUGUCGAAUUCUGAUCCCCGUGUUUAUAUUGUUUGAAUGUAAAUAAACAGGUUAACAGUUUUCGCGUAAGAAUAAAUCUAGCAAAAAUCCUACCAUGACAUUAGAUUUUGCAAAAGAGAAAGUUUUUUGGACCAGAAAAAUGAAUUUAAAAUUAGUGAAAUUUAUGGAACGUAAACCUAAUAUUUGGAAUCCAAAGCAUCCAAAAUACACAUCUGUCGAGCAUAGAGAUCAAACUUAUGCAGAAUUUGCGUCUAAAUAUGGCAACGAAUUCACGGGACAGGCAGUAAAAGACCGAUGGACGAAUAUAAGGUCGACAUUUGCCAAUCACUUAAGAAAACUAAAAGCAAGUCAGGCUAAAGGAGAUGGAAAGGUUUGUAAAAUUACCUGGCACUUGUGGGAUGCAUGUAGGUUUCUACUUACGGUAAAUAAAAACAGUCUUACUAAUGGGGAUACCUCAAGGACAACAAAUAAUGAUUCACCAAAAGAAGAUGAUAGCAUGCCAAAGUGA